Messenger RNA from Teleopsis dalmanni, 2587 nucleotides. RefSeq names its product RNA polymerase II subunit A C-terminal domain phosphatase (gene Fcp1). Lineage: Eukaryota; Metazoa; Arthropoda; Insecta; Diptera; Diopsidae. The record is from RefSeq and is a predicted model, not a curated record. Gene Ontology annotation, molecular function: RNA polymerase II CTD heptapeptide repeat phosphatase activity. The transcript is spliced from 8 exons. Bases 207 to 2504 code for a protein of 765 amino acids. Gene Ontology annotation, cellular component: nucleus.
CUUAAAAAGCUUAAAAAUAAGCUAAAAGUUAAAUAAGACGUAUGGGCUGCUUAACUUAAAACGAAUACAAGUAAAAACCAGCAUAAACAAAACAUAGUAAAACGAAAUGAAAGCACAAUUGAUUGUGCUUACGAAGAAUUAAGUUGCUAUUUAUUUAUAAAACAGUAUCCAAAUAUUGGACACUGUAAAUAAGAAUAAUAAUUGCAAUGGCAGAUAAUUACGGUUCAAGUAAGGAUAACGACAGCACAGGUACGUAUAUAACAGCACCAAUUGAACAUCCACAAAUAAGGAUCAAUAAAUGGCGGGUACGUGAGGGUUUCCCGGUUACCGCAAACCAAGUUAUACUAUUAUAUCAAAUUGUGAAUAAUGAGAGCGAAGUGGAUAAAGUGAUACAGAAAUUGAAGGCAGUUAGGGUGGGCACAGUUAAGAGAUGUUUAUUUAAAGAAGGUGAUAUUGUUAAAAGUGGGGAAUCGAUUAUGGAAUUAUCAGAGUGCCUCCACAAUACUGUUAUAAAAGAUAUGUGUGCUGAUUGUGGCGCUGAUUUGCGCCAAAAUGAACAUAGUAAAACAAUAGAGGCUUCUGUGCCCAUGAUUCAUUCCGUUCCCGAUUUGAAAGUUACGCAAAAACUAGCACAAAAAAUUGGUCACGAUGACACGCGUCGCUUAUUAGAGGAUCACAAACUGGUUCUUCUGGUAGAUUUAGAUCAAACUGUCAUACAUACAACCAAUGAUAACGUACCGAACUAUAUCAAAGGCAUAUAUCACUUCCAACUAUAUGGUCCACAUUCACCUUGGUAUCAUACACGCUUGCGUCCAGGUACAAAACAGUUCCUGGAGAACAUAUCCGAAUUCUACGAACUUCACAUUUGCACCUUCGGUGCAAGGAAUUACGCACAUAUGAUUGCUCAACUUUUGGAUCCGGAUGGAAAGUUUUUUUCACAUCGCAUACUCUCACGAGACGAAUGCUUCAAUGCAACUAGUAAGACGGAUAAUUUAAAAGCUUUAUUUCCAAAUGGCGAUUCAAUGGUUUGCAUAAUUGAUGAUCGUGAGGAUGUGUGGAAUAUGGCUUCCAAUUUAAUUCAGGUCAAGCCAUAUCAUUUUUUUCAACAUACUGGUGACAUUAAUGCUCCACCCGGUUUAUCGAAAACAGAAUUGGAUGGAGAGGGUGUCGAUUUUAAAGACUUAGAUGAGGAUAAUGAAGCAAAAGAGGUAUCAAAAAACGAAACUACAGAUACAGACAAUAAUCAAAACGAAAAUGCUGCAGAAGAUGAAAAAGAAAAACCUAUUGAAACUUCGGUUGAUACGAAAGAAAAUACUGAAACUCCAGAGGAGAGCGUCAACGAAAAUAAUAUCAAAAAAGAUGACGAAGAAGAUAAUACCAAUAAUACAGUUCAACCAACAGAAAAUGAUUUAAACAAAAGUGAAGAAAAAAUUGAAGAGGAAAAUGAGGCAGAUGAUAAGCCCAGCACCUCUGUAGCAUCACCGAAAAUAAAAAUGAAUACAGAAGCAAAUAAACAAAUAGAAAUUGAAGAUCCGGAUGAUUACCUUUUGUAUUUAGAGACAAUCCUCAAACACAUACAUUCUAGAUUUUAUUCUAUUUAUGAUGAAACUAAUGAUAUACCUGAUUUAAAAAUUAUUGUCCCAAAAAUACGUUCGGAAGUAUUACGAGGUUUUAAUUUGGUAUUUUCCGGCUUAGUACCUACAAAUAUGAAACUAGAACAAUCGCGUGCAUAUUUCAUUGCUAAAAGCUUAGGAGCAAAUGUAUCACAAAAUAUUGAUCCAGAUUCAACUCAUUUAGUUGCUGUUACGUCUGGAACUUACAAAGUGAAUGCAGCUAAAAAGAAUCCUGAAAUCAAAAUUGUCAAUGCUAAUUGGCUUUGGUGCUGUUCUGAACGCUGGGAAAAAGUUGAUGAAAGACUGUAUCCUCUUGAUCGUAAAACCAAAAGUAAGCAACGUCAGCCUCCUGCACAUUGCCAUAGUCCCGAGCAUGUAGUAAAUUAUAGUGAGAAAUCGGAAAUUUCUACUUCAAGUAAUGCGCAACUAUAUGCCACCUUCCACGAAGAAAAAUUUGUAAAUACAAUAAAUCCGUUGUUAUCGUUUUCAAAUGCUGAUUUAGUUGAAAUGAAUAAUGAAUUUGCGCAAUUUUUUGAGAGUGAUUCCUCUAGUGAAGAUGAACAUAUCAAUUUCGAAAAUCCACCUGUUGAUAAGUCACUUCUCAAACGUAAAAGAGAAGAGAGUGUGCAGGAUCGAGCUCGCAGUUUCUUCACACGAACAGCAGAAGAGCUAAUGAUAGAUUCCACAACAGUUGAUACAACAAAAGAAGGUUCAAGUGAAGAGGAAGACGAUGACGAUGAAACGCCAGGCGCAAAGUUUAGAAGAGGUGAAGACUUACCAUCAGACAUAGAUAUAGGAUCAGAUUCAAAUCAAAGUAACGAUGAGGACGACGGAAGUUGGCAUAUGAUAGGAGCAGCCUUAGAACGAGAGUUUCUAGGACUUGAUAAUUAAAUUAUCAAUAUUAGUUUUAAUCAAUUUCAUGUAUUGCAACUUCCCACUAAAACCCGCAAAUAAUAUUAAUUUAGUAUUUUUUA